UAUUAAACUCAUACUUCACCUUUAGAAAUGAUCUCUUUUCUACAGAAAUAUUCUGAUGUAGGUAUCAGAAUAUUGCCCAGUAAUUACCUGUUUAUUCAGAGACAUAGGGACUGGCCAGACCUUAAGAGCUCACCUAACUUACCUCUGUGCCUCAUGGCAGGAUUUGAUUACCACUGUCAUUCCUGCUUGAUGUUUGUCUACAGAUGACCCAUCACAGAGUUUCUUUCAGUCCUUGGGUGCUCCACUGCCUGAAACUGAAAACUCUGAAACUCUGUCCAACUCUGAAUGCUUUCCCUGAUACCUAACCUGAAUUUCACUUGUUGUCAUCUUCUAGUCACAGGCUGAUGGGCUUGGAGAACGUGUGAAAGCUUAAGGUGUUACAUUUCUGCUCAAGUCUUCCCUUAGCUUGUUUCCUCUCUGAUACUCUUUAGGCUCUCAUAUCCUUUGCUGUGUACUGGCUUCUCUUUAUCUGCUGCAUGGCCUGCUUAAGUGCAGUAUCUGAGCUGGGCACAGCGUGUGUGAGUGGAGGCUUUAUCAGCACUGUGCAGAGUGGAAGGAUUACGUCGUGUCUGUAGAGGACACCGGUGUUUUGCUGGCAUCAUUUCACAAGUGCAUGGCAUUGUUUAUGUCUCUUCAGUUUAUGGCCCUCCAAACCCCCACAUCCUUUUCUGCAGAACAGAUACCUAAUCAGUUGAUUAUUUAGAGCUAGUCAUUCACAGUUGGCAAUGCCUAAUUGCAGUUGAGAGCUUGCCCAUAUUGCACUGCACCCAAUCUCCACCAAUUUGUCAAGAACUUUCUUAAUUCUAGUCUUACCUUCAAAGCACACACCUUUCCCAGCUUGUGUCAUCUGCACAUUUAAUAGGGUAGUUGCAAUCAAGGUUGUUAAAGAAUGUAAGUCAUUAGCCUUGUUCUUCUCCUUCCUGUAACUCCAUUACAUGCAGCCCCACUUUCUGCAGAGUCUUCUCUUGCCCUUGAGUCAUUUUCUGCUGCUUGUCCUGCUUGUGAGCCUGUGUUCCCCAGCCCUAUGGAUCACAGCCCAAAGCUCUCAGCAUGAGGUUAGGAAGCUCACCUUGCUCUGGUCCAGAUAACUUCCCAAAAUGCCACUGAUGUUCACAUGGCUGUAUAGCAAGAGCAUUGAACAGGAUGGUAUAAAACCAUUGCAGGAAGCCUGCACAGUUUCCCAGCAACAUUUGGAUUUGAUUUUCUAGGGGAAGAACAAAUUGGGAUGUCAGCAGUGGUCCGUAGGUAGCUGGCUAUAGGUUAUUUCUUUGCAGUCGGUCAUUAAACAUGCCUGCUCUUGCAAAAUUAUUAGAGAAUUGUCAGACUAUGCUAUCUAAUUAACCCUCGAUAAAGCAAACCCAUUUCUGAGCUAAACUGUGUGCUUGUAUGGAGCCUUCCAUCCUGUGGUUAAAUCUGUAGUUCCCUUUUUCAAUGCGUGCUUGUCUAACUUAUCAUCUGCCAUCAUUUCUGAAGUACCUAUCACAUUUGUACUUGAAAGACAGCAGUUAUAAAAGAAACCCACAGGAAGAUGACCCAGAGGACGUUUGAACAAAUGGAGCUGACUCUUCACAGAACCUUUGAGCCUUGCAGGUAUCAGCCUCUUUAAGAUGGUGACAGAUCCACGUACUGGUACAUGGCUGUUCUCAUAUACCAUUUGAAGAUCAUAGCCAGCACGAUGAAAGUUUUUCUGAUCCUCCUUUGGACAGCAAACUUCAUUCAGCCAAACCUACCUCAGGCUGCAGGAGUUCAGGUUUUCCCACCUGUUAACUUCACCCUUACAGUCUCUGCAUUAGCACAAGUGCUUUUACAGUGGAAACCAAACCCUAAUCAGGAACAAAAAAACUACACUAUUAGAUAUGAUGUGAAAAUCCUAAGCCCAGUGCCUGAAGAGUAUGAUACAAAGAAGACUCACAGUAUCCGAACAGCUCCACUUCACAAUGGUUUCUCGGCACAUGUUCGAACGUUACUUCUCCAUAAUGACCUUCAGAUGAGGAGUGACUGGGUGAAGGAAAAUCUCCUGCCUGCACCAGGUGCUCCAGAGACAUCUGUCACCAAUUUGUCCUGUGUUACUCGCAUUAGUGUUUCUAAUACUGUUUCUCUCCAUUGCACCUGGCUUCCUGGCCAAGAAGCACCAGAAGAUACCAAAUACUUCCUAUUUUACAGGUAUGAGAUGUACACUGAAGAGUGUGAAGAUUAUAUAAAAGACAAGUGGAACAGGAAUACUGAGUGCAGAUUUUCAGUGACUCAUAUUGAUCCUGAAGAAGUUGAUAAUCUCAUUGUAAUACACAUUAACGGUUCUAGCAAGUAUGCUGCAAUCAAGCCUUUUCAGCAGCUAUUUAACCAAAAUGCCAUUGAGAAAGUGAAUGUUCCCAGAAAUGUCACUGUAUUCUUAGAGCAAAAUGAUCUCCUGGCCACAUGGGAGAAGCCAAUUUCUCCUUUCCCUAAAGAAUGCUUUGAAUAUGAAUUUUACCUCUUCAACUUGAAGUCAGGUAACAAGCAGAUACUGAAAAUACCUGUAAAUGCCUUCAGAUUACGGAUUGAUGUUACCAGCAGGUAUUCCAUACAAGUAAGAGCUAAUCAUCACAUAUGUUGUACAAGAGGUUUUUGGAGUGAUUGGAGUGAAAUUAUUUAUGUUGGGCAAAACAAACUGGAGAAUUCCACAGUCUGGAUUCUUGCUGUGCUUUGUGGGUCCACAUGCUUCACAUUCCUACUUGUUGCUAUAAUAUGCAAAACAAACCAUGUAUGGAGUAAACUCUUUCCACCAAUUCCAACACCCAGCAACAAAUUCAGAGACCCCUUCCCAAAUAACUAUCAGAGAGCACAUACCUGCACCAGUGAGACAGAGACUGAAUUCAGUAGCUUUGCUGAAGAUCUCUACUGCAAUGCCCUCAAUGACCCUGUCUUCUGACAGUCUGCAAGGCUGGUGAGGCUGGUGGCCCUGGCACAUCGCUGGAGUGGGCUUCAUGUCACCUUUGCUGCAGCGAUGUUUCCUGCAGGACAGGAAGACUUGCUUCCACAAGGUGCCUUGCGUCAUGAUAAGCUACUCAACAAAAUGUCCCAGUUUGUACAGUCUGCACAACAAAGUAGGCAUUUGUAAUAUCUUGGUUUCCCUGGGGCUUAAGCAUCCCCAGCUUUUGGCUGUGUGAAGCUGGUGGGUGCUGCGAGACCCCGACCAGUAUGAAAUGAGAGCUUCACUUGUGUUCCUCACACUCCUUUCUGAAUGAGGGAAUGUCUCUGGAGCGGUGGGCUCUGCAAGAAUGGCUGUCUGCCUCCCUGGCUUCUCACUCAUCUUCAGUCCAAGGCUCCUUUGCAGGCUCUUGCCUUUGACAUGAGCUGGCAUCAUCUACAAAAGGACAAGAAGAGAUCGUUUGUUCUUCCUAGCACAAGAGGUUAAAGCUUAAGGGGAGAAAAAAAAAAGAAACAGAAAACAAAAAAGGCACCAACUGCAAAACUUCCUGAAUUGCACCUACAAAACAAUACACAGCUUGAGAGUGCAGAGUUUUCAACUGUACAGCAAUAAGAAAAUGCGCCAAGGACUUCUCGGUGCUCUUAAAGAGGCUGAGCUGCAAGGAGCUGGGCUUCUCCUUCAUGCACAGCUUCAGCUGCUUUCAGGUGAUUUUCAAAAUCCAAACCCAGUAUUGGAACUGGUUUUCUUCACUGCUUUUCCAUCUUCAGUGAACAGGGUUUGGACAGUGUCAGUUUCUGCUGGUGGUUUGUUUACUUACCUUGUGUCCUCCACUGAGUGAGUUACCAAAUAAACCUCCUGCCUCAAACCUCUGGAACAGCUCAGGCUUCAACCUUUCUGGCUGUGGACCACAAAGCUCUCCUCUUCUUGAGAAGUCCCUGCUACUUCCAAGCAACCUCCUGCCUCUUGAGCUGGGGCAGCGGUGAGGUUUAACACAUUAACAAAGAAAAAAGAGAAAGAUUUGACCCAGCAAGUAAAUUGUUUGGGAAAGUGCCUAAGGUAAUGGAGUUCCUAGGUACUACAGACUAGAAAUAAUGAAUGAGCCAGCUCUCAUCUGGGUGAAAUAGCAUGGCUCCAUCAAAAUUAAUGUAGCUCAUUAAUAGAACAAUGUUUGUGCCUCAGACGUCUCUCCUGUAUUAUGAUUUUAAUGGAUUUGGGGAGCCCAGCUUUAACAAUCUAAAAUCAGAAUUUCAUUAGUAAAAUCCUAAAAAAUGAGACUAAAGAGAAUUCAUUUACUGUGAUGUAUUUUAUGUCAUGCCUUCAAGUGGCCUAAUAAAUAAGAUUUCUAAAUAUAAUUUCAGUCACAUUAAUGGCAAGAUAUUGUAGAGAUUAAAGCAAUAUAUUUAAGCAUAUUUUGCAUUUGAGCUGUACCUCUGGCCAUGUGAAUACUAGUGAAGGCAGCAGCGGCCUCAGGAGCCAAGGCAUUCCUGGUAGCUGGCAGGGAAAAACAUGCCUUUGGUUUUUGGUGUCAUCUGUGGUAAGGACUUGCAUCACCGCAAAGCAAUGCAAAUACCUGCAACAAGCUGAUUAUGGUGAGAAAACCUCUGCAGAUGUUCAUCCAGUCAACAAUGGCACAUCAGGUCCUUGGGAUGAGUACCCCUGGGGACAGGCAGGGCUUGAAGACUGGCAGGUAUGCGUUAUACUUGCACUGAUAAAUAAAACUGAGCUGUUGGAAAGCAGCAGGAGUAUCUCCAUUCUCCCUGCCAGGCCACUGGUCCAGCCUGCUCAUCCUAACUGGCAGCCCAGCGCUGCCCCUUGCAGGGGUGUAAUGGGGGAACCUCUCACGUUUGGUAAACAGCUACCGUGCAGGACCAGAAAAGCAGUUCCUGGCAGAGCUGCCUCCUCACAGCCAUCAUACCCGGAGCAGACUGCUGUCCUUCCAGGCGGUGGGAGAGGAAAGGGAGCAUGUUCAGCACGUCCAGAGAAUCUGCUAUCACUGCCAAAUGCAGGUCUGCAGUGGGGAUCGUGAAGAGGAGAGGCCCCGCUCAGGGUCGCAUGUCACAUUCUGCCACUCUUGCCCAGCCCACCCUGCCGAUGAAGGUUACUGCGCUGACUCUGGGACAGUUAUGAGUUCUGUGUCCAGAGCAUAAAGAAAUAUUCAUUCUGAGUGUCUUUUCUUUAAAUCCAGUUAUAAACCUCAUGUAUUCCUCCCAAUGCUGCUUUUUCCCGCUGCCUCCACAACAGUGGCUGCAGGAGUGAGUCCCUCACCCACCUCUACCCAUGGCAAUGUUAAAUUUGCCUUUUAAAAACUGAACUACGUCUUGGGGCUAUUUAAUUUUUUGGCAUCAUCGAUUGCAAAGCACAACAUUGCUCCUUUGCAAUGCAGAACAUGAUCCUAUAACUCCUGCGCUGUCAACCCUAAAAUCCAGAACUAGGAAUGCAGA
Molecule: messenger RNA, 5349 nt
Organism: Pezoporus flaviventris
Lineage: Eukaryota; Metazoa; Chordata; Aves; Psittaciformes; Psittacidae
Gene: IL5RA
Product: interleukin 5 receptor subunit alpha
Exons: 11
Coding region: 1634-2908 (424 amino acids)
Biological process (GO): immunoglobulin mediated immune response; cytokine-mediated signaling pathway
Cellular component (GO): external side of plasma membrane; membrane
Molecular function (GO): cytokine receptor activity; protein binding
Source: RefSeq, a predicted model, not a curated record